This is a messenger RNA of Gilbertella persicaria, 921 nucleotides long. RefSeq lists its product as uncharacterized. Gene Ontology annotation, molecular function: ubiquitin protein ligase activity. The transcript is spliced from 4 exons. Gene Ontology annotation, cellular component: nucleus. The record is from RefSeq and is a predicted model, not a curated record. Bases 1 to 921 code for a protein of 306 amino acids. Lineage: Eukaryota; Fungi; Mucoromycota; Mucoromycetes; Mucorales; Choanephoraceae.
AUGCCUCGCCACUCAAAAAACAAUACUGCUUCCAGCGUGUUUACGUAUCAUGAAGCACACACUCUUGACUAUGGAACAAAAAGACAACGUUUAGGUCGAGAUUCUUAUCGAAACUACAAUGCCUGCUUCCUUUGUCUUCAGACUACUCGAGAUCCUGUUGCUUGUAGUAAAGGGCAUCUAGCUUGUCGUGAAUGCAUGUAUGAAUCUAUUUUGCAACAAAAGCAAGCCAUUAAACAGGAGCAAAAGCUGUUUGAACAAAAGGCUCAAGAAUUAGAUAAUCAGAAGCAAUUACAAGAUCUUGAAGCAAAACGCGUUCUUUUAGACACAUUUGACAAGACACAGAAUAGUGUCUUGGGUGAUCGUCGUCCAACUAUUCGCGAUGGACUAAAAGAUGAACCCAAUAACAAAAAGCGUAAGUUUUCAGAAGAAGAAGCUAAAUCAAUAGCAGAAAAAGAAUUGGAGAAGGCUUCAUUACAAUUACAGAAAGACAAAGAAGAAGCUUCUAAACCUAGACUUGGGUCUUUUUGGGUGCCUUCUGUUACCCCAAGCGCUGAUUCUACUUCUAUCGCACCUGUCAAAACACAAGUUUUGUGUACCGCAUCUGAAGAAACACAUUCUUUGACUCUCAAGUCAUUGAUUGAUGUCAAGUUUCAGAAAGAAGACAAGAAUAAGGAUAACAAUGUAUGCCCUGCUUGUCUCAAGACAUUAACAAAUUCCAUCAAACUAUCAGUCAUGCGUAACUGUGGUCAUGUCAUUUGCAAUACUUGUGUGGAUAUGUUUGUAGCAAAAUCAAAGAAAUGUUACGUUUGUGAGACCAAGACAAAGUCAAAAGAUAUUGUAGAUAUGAGUCCUGAAGGCACUGGUUUUGCUAGUGCAAGCACAAAAGCAAUGGCAGAAAAGUUCAAUUUGGCUUUUCAAUAA